CCCAAUUAGAAAAUUUUGAAACAAAGAGUUAAAAAAUUUAAUUCUAGUGGAUUAAGCAGUUUAAUCAAGCAAAAAACAGUUUAAUCAUAAACAUUAGUCAAUAAGAAAUAAUAUAAAAGUGAAGUUAAUGGUUAAAAGAAUCAAUUAAACGUCUUUUUAAGAGUAUUAAAAAAAGUCGCAAAGAAAAGCAAUGAAUCGUGAUCGAAAUAACUAUAAUAAUAAUGGAGAUGAUGAUUAUUAUCGGAAAAGAGACCGAAAUUAUCGGGACGAUGGAUAUUACAGUUCCAGUUCAAGACGUCGACGAACUCGUUCACGGUCGCGUGAUAAUAAUUAUGUCAAUGAGAUGAAUGAAGAGGAUUCAUGGUCAAACCGGGAUAAACAUUAUAAUGAUCGACGCAAAGACCGAAAUAAUCGUGAUAGAAGGGAUUAUACCGAUAGACGAGAGAACAAUCAUCAUCAGCAGCAACGACAGAGACAUUAUGAGAGUGAAGAAAGUGACGGAGGAAGCAAUUAUGGCAACGAACAACCCAAUAAUAAAGUAAUUGUACGUGGAUUGCCAGCACACAUAACGGAAGCAGACAUUCAGUGUGACCUGAUUCAAUCCGGAUUAAAGCCAGUGUCGAUUCGAUUGAUAAGGAAGAAAUCUACAGGCGUAUCUAGAGGAUUUUGUUUCGUACAAUUUUCUUCAGUCGAUGAAGCUAGAACUUGGAUUGAGAAAAAACAGGGUGUCUUAUUGUUGCAAGAUCAACACCGUGCUAUUAUUCAAUAUAGUUUCAUGAAAGAAAAUGAUGGACAAUAUGAUAAAAUUCAAACAGAUUGGUAUUGUGGAAAAUGUGGCGUUUUCAAUUUCAAGAGACGAGAAAAUUGCUUCAAAUGCAAUGCGUCGAGACAAGAGAGUGGAUCAGAAGGUUUCGAUGAAAUCAGCACUGUUCUGACUAAAAAAAUAAUGCUGCGAAAUCUAGACGCACUAUCGACUGAAGAAACAGUGUUGAUUGCUCUUCAAGACAAACUUCCUGAUAAUGUUUCGAAAAUAUCAAAAAUUUUAAUUUGCCGUGAUCCACUGACUCAAGUUUCGAGAGGAGUUUGCUAUUUAAACUUUGAUAAUUUGGUCGAUUCUAUGAAUACAUUUCAAGCAAUUGAGAAGCUUUCAUCAUUGAAUAUUGAUGGACGUGAUGUUUCUUAUUCGUACUGUAUGGACGGCGAAACUCCUCGAGUAGCUCCAAAACCGUCACAAAACAAUGGAAAUCGACGUGAUAAUAAUAAUCCUCCUCCAAUCGAUACAAAUUACUCACAGCCACCAACUUAUCAGUAUACAUUAGCAGAUGUCCCGCAAUUGGCAGAACAAGCAGCUACAAUGUAUGCCCAAAAUCCAGCAGAAAAAGAAAGCUACAUGAAAUAUUAUACGGAAUAUUAUACUAAUCAAAUCAAUGCGGGAACUUUGUCGGCUAGUAUGCCAUAUGAAGCACAUUCUGGAGCAUCAAUAGCACAAUCAGCAAUUGAAAGGAAACAGAAAAUGAAAAUUGAAACUCCUUCAACGUCGUCAGCAGCGCCAUAUCCAGCACAGCAAGUUGAGACACCGAAAGGAAAUGAUGGCAAAAAAUAUCCAAUUCCUGAUGUAAGUCAAUAUUUUUAUGAUGACUCAAGUGGAUACUAUUAUGAUCAAUCAACGGGUUUAUACUACGAUGCAUCAUCUCAGUACUAUUACAAUUCGGAAAUUGGACAGUAUCUUUAUUGGGAUGCUUCGAAUUUAACUUAUGUGUUGGCUUCUCCAAACAGUACUGGUCCCACCGCCAACACACCAAGCACAUCUAAUGGUGCUAAACAGGAUAUUCCACCACCGCCAAAGGAAGAAGAAAAAGACAAGAAACAAAAAGAUCAACCACAAGAUAAAGUCAAAGUGGCUAAAAAGAUCGUCAAAGACAUGGAAAAAUGGGCGAAGCAGUUGAAUCAGAAGAAAGACUAUACACCCAUUCAAGUACAGCAAGUAACAAGGAAUGAAAAUUCCCUAUCACCACCACCAUCAAUGACAAUGUCAAUGUUUAAAGCUGAAGCUGCUAUGGAUAUUGGAUUUUCAAUGCUAGAAAAAAAAGACAGACCAAUUACAACACUUACUAUUCCAACAAUAACACCAACAGUCUCAAAAGUGGUUAUUCCGUAUCAUUCAGAUUCUGAUGAAGAUCAAGCUGCACAUAAAUCGUCAGCAGCUGCCAGUACAUUUAAUGAAAAUGAUCUUGUAGACUUUGAAAAAUUAACUUGCUUGCUAUGUAAGCGUGCAUUUCCAUCACUUGAUGUACUUACUAAACACAUAAAAAUUUCAAACUUGCAUAAAGAAAAUAUUCAAAAGUACAAACUACAAAAUGGUAUGUUGGACAUAGCAGGAGGAAGUAACAGUGCAAGCAUUUCAGCUCAAAACUAUCGAGAUAGAGCAAAAGAGAGGCGUAUGAAAUACGGAGAAGCAGAUCCACUGCCACCAGUAAAUAGAGCUAAGGAGAGGUUCCAACGUGAAAUGGAAAAGAAAGCCUCAAUUACACAGUCGUAUCAAGCACAAGUUAUUGCGAGUAAGCCAAUCGAUGACAGUAAUAUUGGUAAUAAGCUAUUAAAAGCAAUGGGCUGGAAAGAGGGAUCUGGUUUAGGGAAGUCAUUGCAAGGAAGGACUGAGAUAAUUGAGGCAGAACAGAGGAAUACAACAGCAGGACUUGGUAGUAAAAAUGCUAGCUAUGGUGCCGGUCCUCAAGAUGAUUACAAAUCAUAUAUUAAAAAGAUGAUGAAAAAGCGAUACGAGGAAGUAAAUUAAAGUUUUUUUUUUAUUUAAAUUGUACGAUUUUUACUCAAUUAAUAAAAUGUAGCAUAAAGUAAUAGUGAAUAAAAUUAUGAAGUUUUUAUCAAAUUCAAUCAAUUUUAAUUCUUU
Chironomus riparius is the source of this 2908-nucleotide messenger RNA. NCBI's taxonomy places the organism in Eukaryota, Metazoa, Arthropoda, Insecta, Diptera, Chironomidae. The record is from the annotation of a GenBank genome assembly.